ACGCACGUGUCUACAGCUAGACUUCUCCGUAAACCCGCGGCUUUCUGUUCAGUUCCUGUUUAUUCCACGUGGUUCGUUUGGGUUUGAGUGCAGAGGUGAAAGUUCAGUCUUUGGGAAAGAUGGUGGAACAGGGAGAGAUCCGCGUGGUUCGGUGCGGUGGCAGUACAAUCAAUUACAGAAAAGCUAUUUUCACUUUAGAUUCAAAGUACCUCCUUUGUACCUCGGGGGACAUGGUGAAGGUUUACAGCACAGCCACUGAAGAAUGUGUGCAUGUCUUGCAGGGCCACACAAACCUGGUUACAGGCAUCGCCUUGAAUCCCACAAACCAUUUACAGGUCUAUUCUUGCUCUAUGGAUGGCACUAUUAAACUGUGGGACUUCACAGAUAACAUUCUGAUUAAGACGUUCACGGUUGGCUACAAACUGUUAGCCCUGUACACCUCUAAAGCCCACGAAGGAUGUGUCUUUGUCAUAAUCCCCAAAGAGAAUGAUGAAGCUUUAGAUUCUUUCCAGCUGGUUGCUGUUAGGCUUCCCAAAUCAUCGGACCAAGAGGUUGCAGCUACAGAACUGUCGUUUGUGUUGAAUGAUGUCAGCCAAUUGCCAAAGUGUACUUCAUAUGGCAGAGAGGGUGAAUUUGUAGCUUCAGUGAAAGGCCUUCAUCUCACUGUGUAUUUCUUCAGAAAUCAAAAGACUUACAGGUUAUCUUUGAAUGCCACUCCCAAGAAGGGGGCUAAUAACAUAUUUACUUGUGUCGCAUGCCACCCGAAGGAGGACUGUAUCGCCACAGGCCAUGAAGAUGGAAAAAUACGUCUUUGGAGAAACUUUAAUCGCAAAAAGGAAUACACACACUCUACACACCACUGGCAUCAUAGUGCAGUAAAUGAUUUGUCCUUUACACCAGAAGGUACCAACCUAUUGAGUGGUGGGAUUGAGUCAGUGUUGGUCCAGUGGCGGUAUGGAGAAGAGACAAAAAAAGAUUUCCUGCCUCGUCUGGGAGCUGCUAUAGCACACAUCUCUACUUCCCCUGAAGGCUCUCUCUAUUGUACAUCCCACAGUGAUAACAAGAUCACUAUUAUCCAAAGCAAUCUCAGAGUCUCUGCAGUUAUCCAAGGGUUAGUAAAAGGUGAUAACAUAAAAACAGAUUUGAUGAUCGACCCAAGAACAAAAGCUCUGGUGCUGAAUGGGAAACCAGGACAUUUGCAGUUUUAUUCCCUUCAGCAUGACAAGCAGCUGUAUAACCUAGAUAUAGUACAACAGGAGUACAUCAACCAGUCUGGCCUGCACCAGUUUGAUGUUGUGAAAGCUGCAUUUGAUGCUCAAGGAUCUUGGUUAGCAACUGUAGAAGAGAGGAAAGAGAAACUAGCUGACCUGGAGAUACAGUUGAAAAUAUGGGUGUACAAGGAUGAAAUGCAGAGCUUUGUUCUGAACACCACCAUAACAUCCCCACAUGAGGACCAUAUCACAGCACUGUGCUUUUGCAACACCAAUGAAACAACAAUGCUAGUAACCACUGGAAGAGAUGGCCGGUUUAAAGCCUGGGUCUUGGGGGAUGAUUCAGACAUAUAUCGUGAGAGUGUAUGCUGGAGCUGUGACUUUGUUGGCACCUAUCACAAUCUCCUUGCCACAAACUGCUGCUUCUCUGAAGAUGGCUCCCUGUUAGCAGUGGGAUUCGAGCAGAUUAUAACCAUUUGGAACCCCAACACCUGGGAUCUUGUGUGCACAUUCUGCCAGCCUCCUGGGAAAAUAAAGGACCUUUGUUUCGGGAGGCUAAGCUGUUCUAAGUACCUCCUCGGUACCACUACGAAUAGCUUUCUCUGUUGCUGGAACCUGCUAACUUGUACAUUGGAAUGGAGCGUUGGGUUAAAUGUCAUCCUGCUGCAGCUUGACCCCCUGUCUGAAAAUGUUGCUGCGUUCUCGUGUGCUGCUGAGAAUUCCGACCUGUUUGUUUUCAGGCCCAAUGAGCCCAGGCCUGUCUACUUGCAGAAGAAUAUUUGCCAAGGCAGCGUGCAGCGAGCGGUGUUCACACCCCGGGAUGUGCCAGAGGAGAACUGCUCUGAGAGCAGCCAGUGGCUGAACAGAUCGCAGCUCUACUUCCUGACUAGAGACAUGGAUUUAAUGACAUUCAGUACAAAGACAGAAGAAGACAGGCUUACAUCUUCAAGCAAGCAGCUUUUAAUAGAAGAGAACGUCCCUGUAACUCCAUUCUACUUGCUGUUGGGAAAACACAGACAGGCAAAGCUGGAUGCAGAAAAUGGGACUCUUGCAGCCCAGGUUCAGUUACCACAGGGAUCUGUUGCAAUUAAAGAGUUGCUUCAGACCCCGGCUCAUGUUCUACCCUCAGCUACUUUCCUGUGCACAAUGUUUGUGAAUUCUCUCCUAAUAUCCAAGGACGGCAAGAGUGAGGUCCCAGAGGAGGCUGAGGAGGAAAUGGAGAGUGAGAAAGAGGAAGAUGAAACUUCUGAUCAGGAAAUGGAUUCUCAACACAAAGUGAAGCCAGAGUACUUUGUUGAAGAACUGGUGCCAAAGCUGUCUAAAAAGGAAGAAAGGGACCUGAAGAGAGUGAGAAAAACAGAUUACAGCUGGCUCUGCCCAUUUUAUGGCAAGCUCCCAUGAGAACCAUACCAUGGUUAAAUACAUCAUUCUUCAAAUGAAAGAUCACGCAAUAAAGUAUUUAUCAUCUUUCUGGAAAAGUUAUCUGUUUUGCUUUUUGGUCAUGUAAUUAGUAACUUUGUUUAAAAAGGAUAUCUGCAUUAUGUUGUUACUGUAAUAAAAUGGCAGAAACAUA
Messenger RNA from Acipenser ruthenus (sterlet), 2784 nucleotides. Its product is annotated as WD repeat-containing protein 75-like. Gene Ontology annotation, biological process: positive regulation of rRNA processing; positive regulation of transcription by RNA polymerase I. Gene Ontology annotation, cellular component: nucleolus. Lineage: Eukaryota; Metazoa; Chordata; Actinopteri; Acipenseriformes; Acipenseridae. Gene Ontology annotation, molecular function: RNA binding; protein binding. The coding region runs from base 120 to 2612 and encodes 830 amino acids. The record is from RefSeq and is a predicted model, not a curated record. The transcript has 21 exons.